Cinara cedri is the source of this 2688-nucleotide messenger RNA. The record is from the annotation of a GenBank genome assembly. Lineage: Eukaryota; Metazoa; Arthropoda; Insecta; Hemiptera; Aphididae.
AAAAGUGUUGCCAUUAGAUUAUAAGUCGUUUCGUCAAUAUGAUUCCGUAUAUUUUAAUCGACUGGUUGUUUGACUCGGUUGUUUUAAGUUUAUUUACUGUCAUUACGAUUAUUUAUUAUUUAUCAACAUCGACGUACGAUAAAUGGCGAAAGUUGAACGUGCAACAUAUUCAUCCAGUGCCUUUGUUCGGCAAUGUAUUCAAAAUGAUUAUGGGAUUGGAAGACCAAAUAACCGCGUUCGGUAGAAUUUACAGACGAUUUCCCAAUUCGAAAAUCUGCGGUUUUUAUCAAAUGAGAACGCCGUUUCUGAUGAUCAGAGAUCCGGAACUAAUUGACGCAAUUACGAUCAAAGACUUCUCGCAUUUUACCGAUCAUGGAUUGGAAUUCGAUCCGUCCAUAAAUUUACUGGCUAGAAGUCUAUUCUUUGCGAACGGUCAAAAAUGGAAGGUCAUGAGACAAAAGUUGAGCCCGGGAUUCACGUCAGGUAAACUCAAAUGUACGAACGAUCAAAUAAAAGAAUGUAGUGAUCAGUUAAUACAAUUUGUUGACGAAAAAUUGUCGAAACAAUCCGAUGGGUUCGACGUAAAAGAAAUUUUCGGGAAAUUCACCACAGACGUUAUUGGCACAUGUGCUUUCGGUUUGAAAUUGGACACAAUCACCGACAGUGAUUCGAAUUUUCGAAAGUAUUUAAAUGAAAUAUUCGGCAAUAAUUUUAAACAAACUUGCAUAAUGAUGUUAGGAAUGGUCUUCCCGAAAGUGGUCAAGUUCUUUAAACUCCGUUCAUUUCCGCUGGAGGCGUCUAAUUUUUUCUAUUCGGUGUUUACCGACGUCAUAGAUUAUAGAACUAAAAACAGUGUGGUGAGAAAUGAUCUGGCGCAAACCCUAAUGGAAGCGAGAAAAGAAUUGGUAUUGAACGGCGACAAUGCUACCGGUGACGGUAAGGGACAAGAUUUAAAAUUAUUUGUAUAACUCUAUUGUAGUAUAGUAUAUUAAAUGGAUUGUUAUGACAUUAACAUUUGCAGAGAAAUUUACUGACUUGGACAUAAUAUCCAAUGCGAUUUUAUUGUUUACUGCCGGCGCUGAAACCGUUUCCGUCACAGCGGCGUUUUGCCUUUACGAGUUAGCUUUGAACAGAGAUAUACAAAAUAAAUUACGCGACGAAAUAAAUUCGAAAAAUGAAAAAUAUGGCGGACAAUUUACCAAUGAAUUUUUGAUGGAUCUUCAUUACGCUGAUAUGGUUUUAGAGGGUAUUAUUUAAGAUUAUUUAUGGUGAUCUAUGAACUAAUAAUUUUCUCCGAGGGUUUUAAGCGAUUUGAUUUCUGUUUUUUCAACCUUUACGAAAUCUUUUAAGUUUUAUUUUAUUUUUUGCCCCUACUCCUUAAACCUUAAAUUAGUAUAUACUUAUGAUUUUUUAACAGGAAACCCCCCAUUUCAAACACAGAUUAGAAUAAAAAAAUUGUCUACAUAUUUUGAUACACAUCAAAAUCGUACUAAAAUCGGAUUUACCGUUUAUGAGUUCAAUAUUUACACUCGAGGAAUGAGUUGGGUUAAUAAAUUUCAUAUCAAUUUUAAGAUGUUAAAUUGAUUAUACUUCCCUACUUUUCCAGUCUAAACUUUAAAUUCUAAUAACUUUAUAAUAAUGUAUAUAGGUUCUCAUAACAAAUAUAAGAAUUUGGGAUGAAAAUUUAAAAAAUUAUUAAAAAAUUGAAGUAUUAGAAAUCAAAUUUACUUAAAAUCUUUCAAGGAAAUAGUUGGUUUAUGAUUAUAACUUUGAGUAAUUAUUUUAUGAGUUGUAAUUAAUUGUAUAUAAUUUAUAUUUUUGACUGUACACUGUUAAUAUUUUGGUAUACAAAUUUCAUAGUUUUGUUAAAUUUAAGUAAAAAUUAAUUUUCAGAAACUCAUCGUAUGUAUUCUAUUACCGUGAACAUAAUUAGACAAGCCACACAGACCUUCAAGGUACCUGGCAUGGAUUCAUUUAUAAUUGAAAAGGGACAAAAAAUUGUGAUACCCAUGUCUAGUAUACAUCAUGAUCCAAAAUAUUAUCCUAAUCCAAAAACAUUUGAUCCGGAACGAUUUACCAAGGAAGAAAAAUCUAAACGACCGAAUAGCACUUUUCUUCCAUUUGGUGAAGGCCCUCGUCACUGUAUCGGUAUGUAUAGCUAAAUUAUUAAACUAAAAUAAAGUCAUAAAUUAAUAAUUAAAUGUAUUUAUAAUACUAAAGGAAAACGUUUUGCCGAAUUAGAAUUAAAAUUGGUUCUAUCGAAAAUAUUAACAAAAUUUGAAGUUUUACCUUGUGAAAAAACUGAAAUUCCUCUUCAACUAAGAAGAAAACCAGGUUUAGUUCAACCAAGAAAUGGUAUUUGGUUAAAUUUUAGAUCAAUUAAUACAUCAUAAUUCUUACAGAAAAUAAAUCUUAAACAAUCUUAACUCUUGCAGUAUUGAAUAAUCAUAUGACAUUUUAAACAAUCAAAUUUGUGUAACCAUUUUUUAUUUAUUAUUGAAUAUAGUUGAUUUGAAAUUUUAAAAUUAUCUAUUUUAUUAUCAAGAAUAAAAAUAUGUGUAAAUAUUUCCAAAAGCAUACAAUUGUUAUAUUGAAUUUUAUUGUAUAAAUUCAAAAACUAUCCCACAACCAUAAUGGCAGUUAACGCGUAGUGUGCAGUGUACACAUUAAGGUGCGGUAAUAUAAAUG